AUGCAAAACGAUGCGGGUGAAUUCGUGGAUAUGUAUAUCCCUCGCCGAUGUGACGUCAGCAAUCAACUAAUUGGGGCAAAGGAUCACGCCUCAAUUUCACUGCGUCUAGCUGAAGUCGACUCGAAAACUGGUAGGAUGACCGGAAAAUACCAAACUUUCAACAUAUCUGGACAAAUCCGCUCAAUGGGCGAAUGUGAUGACUCAUUGAACCGACUUGCUAUAAAAGCGAAGAUGCUCCCAAAGUGA
Messenger RNA from Mesocestoides corti, 246 nucleotides. Lineage: Eukaryota; Metazoa; Platyhelminthes; Cestoda; Cyclophyllidea; Mesocestoididae. The record is from the annotation of a GenBank genome assembly.